Messenger RNA from Echinostoma caproni, 969 nucleotides. The record is from the annotation of a GenBank genome assembly. NCBI's taxonomy places the organism in Eukaryota, Metazoa, Platyhelminthes, Trematoda, Plagiorchiida, Echinostomatidae.
AUGCAGGCUAUGUUCGAGGUCAUCACCUCGGAAGCUUCAUACUAUCAAAGUUUGAAUGUUCUGGUCAAUCACUUCUAUCACGCACCGGAGUUCGGUUGCGAAACCAAUACCGCCUCGCACGUGAGCAGUCCGUCCAUCGCUCGAGCUGCGGCACCGAGCGGUGGUGGUGGUGGUGUUGGUGGCGGCGGCGGUGGCCCGUCGAGUACGGCCAGUUCUCCGGCUCAUGCUGGUGGAUCCGCACAGUCGGAACCGGGUGCGCAUGCCGAACUCGGCCUGGAUCUUCCUCCCGCAUCUUUAUCUCCGAACUCGUCGGGAGCAUCAACCAAACGACCAUUGCUCAAACCGCUAGAAAAGCAUCAUCUGUUUUCCAACGUGCUAUUGGUAUUUCUUCGUGAUUUAGAGGCACGAUGGGCCGCACAAACCCCGAUUGUCAACGAAGUCUGCGACCUGAUUGUGAAACAUGCUGGUGGGGCUAAUUUUGAACCGUACAUCACAUAUCUGCGGAACCAGGCCUACCAGUUAGCCACAUUACGUAAUCUAUGUCAACGUGAAUCGUUUCGUUCGGCUUUGGAGACACUACAUGCAAAUCCAAUUAGUGGAAAAAAUUCGCUCAGCUCGUUUCUUGCCUUACCCAUGCAAAGACUCACACGUCUCAAACUGUUGGUUGAAGUGAUUCGACGCUUGCAAGACGCGGUGCUUCGUGAUGCGGCCGAGGCAGAUGCGGGCAAAGGUGUUCGACCAUACCGAAUUCCCACCGAUCGGGAACGGGAAAAUGUUCAGCUGGCUCUGUGCGAGUUGAGUCGGCUUCUCGCAUCCAGUGAAACUGAGAAAGAACUAAUGGAUCAGAAGGCUCGGCUUUUGACACUGUCCACAUCGUUGGAAUUCAUGGAUACGGUUAAAGUAAGUGCAUUGAACAAUGAAUGCCUGUUCACUGUAAUCGUAUGGCUUAAAUCUACCGGUUAUACUUGA